Messenger RNA from Nerophis ophidion (straightnose pipefish), 2186 nucleotides. Its product is annotated as IST1 homolog. Gene Ontology annotation, biological process: protein transport. The transcript is spliced from 10 exons. The coding region runs from base 147 to 1208 and encodes 353 amino acids. The record is from RefSeq and is a predicted model, not a curated record. NCBI's taxonomy places the organism in Eukaryota, Metazoa, Chordata, Actinopteri, Syngnathiformes, Syngnathidae.
ACCUCGUGACAAACCCGCCCAAACAAAAAACUCCCGAUGACGUCACGUCAGAGGAUCACGGAAGUAGACCAGACGACGAAAGACAACAGACUCGAACACAAUCCAGUUGCCGUGUUUUCGACUUUUACCGACAAAUUAGCGCUAUCAUGCUUGGAGGCUUCAAAUCAGAGAAGUUAAAAGUCAACCUCCGGCUAGUCGUCCAGAGACUUAAACUCCUUGAGAAGAAGAAAACUGAGCUUGCCCAAAAGGCUCGCAAGGAGAUUGCAGAUUACCUGUCGUCAGGAAAAGAUGAGCGGGCACGGAUCCGUGUGGAGCACAUCAUCAGGGAGGACUAUAUGGUGGAAGCCAUGGAGAUCUUGGAGCUUUACUGUGACUUGCUGCUGACUCGCUUCGGUCUAAUUAAGUCUAUGAAGGAGCUAGAUCCAGGCUUGCAGGAGGCGGUGUCCACUCUUAUCUGGGCAUCCCACCGCCUUGAGGCUCAGGUGUUGGAGUUAAAGAUCGUAUCAGACCAGUUAUGUGCAAAGUAUAGCAAGGAAUACGGCAAGCUGUGCAGGUCAAACCAGAUUGGAACUGUCAAUGAACGACUGAUGCACAAGCUGAGUGUGGAAUCCCCUCCUAAGAUCUUGGUGGAGCGCUACCUGAUUGAGAUAGCCAAGAACUAUAAUGUUCCGUAUGAUGCUGAUGCGAUAGUCAGGCCUGAGGUGAGUCACGGAGGAGAAGCUGACCUGAUUGAUGUGAACAACUACAAGAAGCCUGGAGGAGGAAGUGGAGGUGGAGGUGGUGGAGGUGGCGGGGGCGGCGGCGGGUUCACUGCUCCAGUCAUGCCAAUGCACAUGCCCAUGCCCAUGCCCAUGCCUAUGCCCAUGCCUGUACCUUUCAACUACCCACAACCCAAAGGAGCAGAACCAUUUAUCCCGCCCGUCGGAUCCUACAGCAGCUUCCCGCACCCUGUGGGAGGAGGGCAGCCCCCUCAGCUGCCCACGUUUCCUCCCACAUACGAGUCUAUUGACGACCUAAAAAACUCACAUCCUCCUCCUUUCCAGGCUGUAGGUCCUUCAUCACAGAUAUAUGACAACACCACCCUCCCAGAUCUUCCCUCUGUCCCUGACUCGCUUCCCACCUCCUCCUUCGGCGGAAACACCACUUCAGAUGACCUCGACUUUGAUGACUUGUCACGACGCUUUGAAGAGCUGAAGAAGAAGACCUAAGAGGGGUUUUUUUUUUGGUUCCACGUCAUUGAAGACCAACAUGUGGGCUGGUGGUUCUGUGGGAAGUAAAUCUUGCUUAAGGCUCAGAAUUGGCUAUUUAUAUACAAAUCAUAUAUUUACUUUUACCUUACAUAGAAAAGGUUAUGAUUGCAAACAGUCUGGUGUUUUGACUUUUUAUCUAUUUUACUUUUUUGGAGUUUCCCUGUUUAAACACUUCCUUUUCCCUGGUGUGACAUACUUUGCAAUGAAGUAGUUUUAUCUGUCAAACACAGCAGUCAGGCCGUCCUUGACUGUUCUUUGCACAUUAUGACGUAACGCUGUGAUCUGUGUUUCCUCCUAGACCUGUCCAACAAGUCCGACUUCCCCGUCUACCUCGAUAGGUGUUUCUGUUAAGGUUUCUGUUGCGAUAGCUCUAUUCAUUGUGUUCACCACACAUAGAAGCCAUAAAGACACAUGGCAUUUGUGUGACAACCCAUAGCAGAGAAGAACAUUGUCUUUUUAUGUAUAUAUAUAUAUAUAUGUGUGUAUACAUAUGUGUGUAUAUAUAAAUAUAUAUAUAUCUCUGAUUACACAGCCUGAUUUUAUAUCUAUAUAUUAAGCCCAAAGAGAGGUUGUAGUUCUCUAUGUGUCUCCACACAUCUUCCUUCCACUGUAUGUUUACCGCUGUAUUUGCCUUAAACUGUACACUCCCACUCGAGGCCUGCUUGAUCUACAAGGAUAGCACAUCAAGAACAAAUGGUUUGGUUUUGAUUAGCUGGUGAGAAGUGGCAGUGACAUUUGUCAUGCACUUGUCAUGAGUUUUCCAACCUGACCACACCUAGCUCAGCUUGUUUAUUGAGAAGAGCCUUGAAUUAUUCGGCACUUUCCGGAAAGAAGAUGUAAAAGCUAACGAGGAGAGUAAAUAACACUACCAAAACUGCUUUUGGAUUAUUGGACAAUGUUACCUUUUGUACAAUAAACAUUUAAUACAAGUAUGAA